Trifolium pratense (red clover) is the source of this 4210-nucleotide messenger RNA. Its product is annotated as vesicle-associated protein 1-4-like. Lineage: Eukaryota; Viridiplantae; Streptophyta; Magnoliopsida; Fabales; Fabaceae. Bases 194 to 1411 code for a protein of 405 amino acids. Gene Ontology annotation, cellular component: endoplasmic reticulum membrane; plasma membrane. The transcript is spliced from 11 exons. Gene Ontology annotation, biological process: endoplasmic reticulum membrane organization. The record is from RefSeq and is a predicted model, not a curated record.
ACCUAAUAUCAUUUGCCUCACAAUUUCUUGGUCAUACAUACCUCACAAUUUCACAAAUCAUAUUUUAUUCAAGGAUUAUGCUUAGAAAUUUAAGCCUCUCUUCUUCUAUUUUUUACAUAAAAUCGUCCCCAUUCUCAUUUCUUCUAGCUUCUCUUUUUUCAUGAGAUAAAAAAGUCAACACAUUGUGAAAAAAAUGGGACAAAGGAUUUCUUCUGCUAAAUCCUCAGCUUCUAAAUUGUGGUGUUUCAUCAAUCCACGUUUUGCUUCUUCUGAAUCUUUCACUCCAUUUUAUGGAAAUUAUGAAAAAUUGAAAUCACAAGAAGAUAGUUUCAAUCUCCAGAUACAUCCUUAUGAGCUGCAAUUUCCAUUUGAAUUGAAGAAGGAGAUAUCCUGCUCUUUGCAAUUGUCUAACAAGUCAGAUAAUUAUUUGGCUUUUAAGGUUAACACUCCAAAUCCAAACAAGUAUUAUGUUACGCCAAAUAUUGGAGCUGUGUUACCCAGGUCUACUUGUGAUAUUAUAGUUACAAUGCAAGCCCAAAAGGAAGCACCUCUUGACAUGCAAUGCAAAGAUGAAUUUGUCAUUCAAAGCAUAGAUGCAAAUCACAAAAGAUAUCACUCCAAAAAUGGAGCAACCACAAAAGAUAUAACUCCAGAAAUGUUUAAUAAAGAGUCCUGCUAUGAGGUUAAAGAGUGCAAAUUAAGAGUUGUCUAUAUUGCUCCUCCUCAACUACCAUCCCAGGUUCGAGAAGGAUCUGAUAAAGAUUUGAAAGCUUCCAAUAACAAGGUUGAACAGCAGGAUACUUCACUUCAGAUACAUCCUCAGGAGCUGCAAUUUCCCUUUGAAUUGAGGAAGCAAAUAUCAUGUUCUUUGCAGUUGUCUAACAAGUCAGAUAAUGAUGUAGCUUUCAAGGUUAAGACUACAAAUCCAAAGAAGUAUUGUGUUAGGCCUAACAAUGGAGUUGUGUUGCCUAGGUCUACUUUUGAUAUUAUAGUUAUAAUGCAAGCCCAAAAGCAGGCACCUCCUGACAUGCAAUGCAAAGAUAAGUUUCUCAUUCAAAGCAUAGUUGCAAACCACAAAAGUUAUCAUUCCAAAAAUGGAGCAACAACAAAAGAUAUCACUCCAGAAAUGUUUAAGAAAGAGUCUGGCUAUGAGGUUGAAGAGUGCAAGUUCAAAGUUGUUUACGUGCCUCCUCCUCAACCACCAUCCCUAGUUCGAGAAGGAUCUGAUGAAGAUUUGUCUUCGCGAGCAUCUGGCUUUCCAGAUAAGGCGAGAGCACUUAUUUCAAAGUUAACCGAGGAGAGGAAUUCUGCUAUUGACAAAUAUAAAAGGCUUGAGCAAGAACUGGUAUGGCAUUUAUUCCGUAAAUUUUCUUUUAUGGAUGCUUAUGCACAUUUUAUCUUUAAUGUUUAGCCUGUGAUGUUAAUUGUUAUCCUAUGAUCCUAUUUUGUUACUUUUAAUUGGUUGUUUUAUUUGAAUAUCAAAAUAUAGAUUAUCCCUGUCAUCAACAUGCCUGCUAACAACUUCAAAAUUUCAUUUUUUGGGAAAUGUGCGUACCUGGUUGACCGCAGGUUAGGGAUAGAGGCCCCUUCUUUUAACACUAUCACAUGGUUGUGACUCCUCUCAUGUGGCAGACCCUAAUCUUCCCAGAAAACCUCCUCAAAUUUUACUGAAACAAUCUCCAAUGAUGUUGGAAUCUAAUUCCCUCCUUUUGUUUCUUGUUGAUGCAGUGUGCACUCCACUAUAAAACACUUAUCUCUUUCUUGAAGCUCCUUGAUCAUAGUGUUUGUUAAAAUUUUGCCUUUACAAAGGGUAGGAGGUCCCCUUUCAGGGUGUACUUGACUCUAUCUUUCCUAACCUUUAGGGCUAAGUUUCUAAAAUUAGUUUUCAUUUUCACCAAGUCCUCCGAGACCACAAUCAAAAUUCUCAGCAUCUUAUUUUUGCAAACAUGCGCAGAUGAAUAUUUUUCAGUAUAUGUAAAACACAAACCUUAGCUCAUCUUUUCAUGAUACUCCUGGAAUUGUUAACAGUCUUAACUUUAUCUUUCGUACUUCCUCUAUUUUGUGUCCCCUCCUUGUUCACUCAUUCAGUUGGCUUGGGUUUUCUUAUUUCUACAUACGACGAUACUGAAGCACUAUAGCUAUCUCCCUGCGACGUGUUCUUUGAACUCUACCUUCAUUCUAAAACUGGGUUUUAUAUUUUGUGAAGCCCCAUUAUUCUUUUCAUGGAUUCCAUUCCUUUCAUCUCAUUUAGCGAACUUGGCCUAUGUAGUCUCAUUUCCAAUCUAAUCUCCUCCUCGACGUCGUUGGCAAAAAUUCCUGACACAAUUUCUGGCAGGGAAAUCUUUGAAUUGUUUCCUGUAUUCCUUUACUGCACCAUCUUGUUUCAAUCCCAGCAAGAUCUCAAAUAUGUUUUCCACCAUUGUGGGUUGUAAUCUUUUCAAGACUCGUCCAUCCACCUCUCUCCAUCCAACUCUCUCCAUCCAUCUCUCUGCAUCCCUCUCUGUCCAUCAGCCUCUCUCCAUCCGCCUCUCUCCAUCCGUCCCUCUCCAUCAGCCUCUCUCCAUCUCUCUCUCUCCAACCAUCUCUCUCUCUCUCUCUCUCCAUUCUCUCCAUCCAACUCUCUCAAUCUGUCUCUCCAUCCAUCUCUCUCCCUCCGCCUCUCCAUCCAACUCUCUCCAUUCAUCUCUCUACACCCAUCUCUCUCCAUCCGUCUCUCUCCAUCCAACUCUCUCCAACCAUCUCUCUCCAUCCUCUCCAUCCAUCUCUCUCCAUCCAUCCCUCUCCAGCCUCUCUCCAUCCUCUCAAUCCAACUCUCUUCAUCUCUCCUCCAUCCAACUCUCUCAAUUUGUCUCUCUCCAUCCAUCUCUCUCCAUCCGUCUCUCUCCAUCCAUCUCUCUCCAUCCGUCUCUCUCCAUUCUACAUCCAUCCCUCUCCAUCCAACUCUCUCCAUCUCUCCUCCAUCCAACUCUCUCAAUCUGUCUCUCUCCAUCCAUCUCUCUUCAUUUGUCUCUCUCCAUCCGCCUCUCUCCAUCCAACUCUCUUCAACCAACUCUCCAUUCAUCUCUCUCCAUCCAUCUCUCUCCCAUAGUAGUCGAACCCGCAGGAUCCCGGCGGAGCGUCCUGUCUCGGUGCCUUGCCGCUGCGAGUAGGGUGGGAGCGGUGCAGUUACAGUUCCCGGCCGCUACAGCCGGGAUCUCAGUGGAUCGGAGCAGAGCGGAUCCCGGCUCCAUAUCCCGGGUCAAGACUGUUAUUUCAUAUUAGUGGGUUUUAAAGGGUAUUUUUGAAAUUUGACUGUUUCUAGUAUGAGCACAAUUGGUUUUUUACAUGUCCUUUUGUUGUUAACACACUUAACCGUCAUUCUCACCAUCAUAUUCUCUCACCUUUUCACCAAUCCUCCGCUUCACCAUCAUCAAAGCUUCGAGUCUUCGUCUCUUCGACCACUUCACCUCAUCAAGGCUGAUGGGGAUUAUGUUGAAGAAGAUGAGUUUGAGAAUGAUUUUUAGACUUAUACUUUAAUGAUGAACUUGAGUUUUAAUUUUUAGUUACUUUAUUAAUCUAAGUGUUGGAGACUUGAAUAUUUUCAUGCUUCUUUAUUUGCUUGACUUUUGUUGGUAAUUUGGAUGUAAUGUUUGAUCAAGACUUGAGAUUUGUGUUUUGAAUUUUAAAUUUAUGAAUGAAUGUUUUAUGGAUUUUGAGAUGUUUGUUUAAUUUUACAUUAAUUAUAUGUUUAUAGUAUUAUUUAUGUAAUUUAAAAAAAAAAUAAAUGAAAUAGCGGCCUUCCCGCACCCGCGAUGCCGCUAUCCCAGUUUUGGGGUUGGCCGCUCCGCUCCACGAUCCGGGAUUAACUACUAUGCUCUCUCCAUCCGACCUAUAUCAUUUUCCUUGUCAAAAUUGUUUAAUGUAGAAGUUAAUUAUUGCACCAUAGUGUACAUUUUAUAACCAAUGGUUCUAUUGGAAAAUAAUUGAUUGAUUGAAUCUUGUCAUGCAUAGGAGCUUCUGAGGCGUGAGGCCAACAACAACUGUCAUACAUAGUAGACAUGUUGAUGAAAUCUAUAUCUGUAGACAUGCAGAUGACGGAUAGAGUUAUUUAUUUGUUCCAUUUUUUAGCCUCGUAUCAGUAGAAUAUAUGUUUAUUCCAACGACAUUUUCUUUAGUUUUGCUGUUGUAUGAAUUGCUUUAUUUUCUAGAUUAUAGACGGGUUGAUGAAAUC